AUGUUUUGCGACCAAGAUAUUUUCAACACCAGUAAUAUUUCUAAUUUAAGUGAACUCGACAAAAAUUUAACCAAUGAGAAUUUAGAUGACAGCUUACUUUCCAACUUAAGUACGGAAUUAACUAAAAUUGAUUCACUAUUUCCAACACAAUUCAUACAGAUUUCUAAUCAGCGUUCCACUAUAAAAAGUUCAGAUGUAAUGAGUCAUGCAGAAAAUGAUAAUUUUGAAUUAGAUAAUGUGAUAUUAGACAAUAAUAAAACAUUUUUAUCAAAAAACAAAAGCCAUGAAUUGGUUGAGACUAGAAGUCAAUGUAAACAUGAUUUGUCUGUUCUCGAAGAUUUAGCUGAAGUAAAGGUAAAAGUUCAAAAACUUUUGAUGAAUCAAAACGCCAUUUUAAACAAGUUGGAUAAAUUACUAACAAAUGAUCGUUCAGUUGAUAAUUGCCUGCCCAAUAUUACAUCAAUACAAAUUGAUGAAUUUGAAAUACACUUCAAUGAACAUUUUCCUUUAAAAGAAUUAACACAAUUUAAUCAUAUUAAUGAGAUUUUAAACAAUAAGGCAUACUACACUCUUAUGAAAAAGAAACUAUCAAUGUAUGGUGGUUCAAGCAUCAAUGAUGUUACCUGUCAUAUUCUAAUAAGACUUUUAAGCAACAAAAUAUCAACAUCUAUUACAUUUACUGGUAAUAAAGGAAAAAAAACAGGGUUUGCCAGUACCAACUAUUUUAAAGUGUUACUAGAAGUCGUCAGAGUCUUUUAUGAAUCAGCCACUGAAAAUCAUGUUAAACCUGCUAUUCAAAGUUGGUUUAAACAUGCACCUGAUCGCUUAUUAACUACUACACAGCCAAAAAGUGGUCUGUCUCCGUACUGA
Messenger RNA from Rhopalosiphum padi (bird cherry-oat aphid), 870 nucleotides. RefSeq lists its product as uncharacterized. Bases 1 to 870 code for a protein of 289 amino acids. The record is from RefSeq and is a predicted model, not a curated record. NCBI's taxonomy places the organism in Eukaryota, Metazoa, Arthropoda, Insecta, Hemiptera, Aphididae. The transcript is spliced from 6 exons.